This is a messenger RNA of Ilex paraguariensis (yerba mate), 975 nucleotides long. The record is from the annotation of a GenBank genome assembly. Lineage: Eukaryota; Viridiplantae; Streptophyta; Magnoliopsida; Aquifoliales; Aquifoliaceae.
AUGGCUGGAAUAGCAAUUUUAGUGGAUCUACUGAGAAAAAAUCCGUGCUUGAAUGGACAAACCCUUCACUCCUCUGGCCUAUUAUCAGCUACACUCGCUGCUUCCACUGCCGCUGCUUCUGUCGCUGCCGCCACCCCUUUUGCUUCCAGGACGGUGUUCGGUAACUUUGUGACACCAGUGGCUCACUGUGAUGCUGGGGCAGAACUAAAUGAAGAUUACAUCUCUAGCGUACGACAUGUGUCUGGAAAUAUCUUUCAGUAUGAUGCCCUGAAAUACAGUACGAAAGAGUACAAAAUCGAGCUAAAACCUUUCUUCUCAGCUUUUCAUUGGAAGUCCCUUACAUUGACAUCAUUGAGGUCUUUCCUGUUGUUUUAUUUGCCUCUGUUGGAGCCUCAUUCAAACUUGGAAGAGGAUGAUGAUGACUUCUUACAAGAUACUCCGGAAGAGCACCCUGUGGAUUUGGUUGUUCCUUUCAAAAAAUCAGUGAAGCAAAUUGUCAGGGAGACAACUGUUGUAACUACUAGAAGGGUUCUGGAGAGACUUGCCGUGCAUUAUAUUUCACACCGUAUGGCCUGGAAACUUCUCAAGGAUGUCCCCAAAUCAGCCACGCGAAAGGCGGAAAGGGGAAUGCCAAGUGUAGUUUAUUUCUUCAGUGUGACAAAAACAACUUUCAGAGGACAUUUUCUGGGAGUUUUGGCAUCUUGGCUUGUCCAAGUUGGCAUUGAUGUUUAUCGGUUCUUUUCUUGUUUGCUUCACUCUAAAGAAGAGAAUGAAGAGGUUGAUAAAGCGGAACAAAUUCGGCUUCUUGUGAAGAAAAUAUAUGGUACAACUGUCAGGUGCAGUGCGUCACUUGUUUUUGCUUCUAUUGGGGCAGGGAUAGGUGCAACACUUUUUCGUCCUUCAUCUGGUCAGUGGAUUGGAUGUGUGAUUGGCGAUUUGGCAGGUCCUGCUAUUGUUUCAUUUUGUUUUGAGAAA